Ceratosolen solmsi marchali is the source of this 888-nucleotide messenger RNA. Its product is annotated as protein phosphatase inhibitor 2. Lineage: Eukaryota; Metazoa; Arthropoda; Insecta; Hymenoptera; Agaonidae. The coding region runs from base 251 to 814 and encodes 187 amino acids. The record is from RefSeq and is a predicted model, not a curated record. Gene Ontology annotation, biological process: regulation of signal transduction. The transcript is spliced from 4 exons. Gene Ontology annotation, molecular function: protein phosphatase inhibitor activity.
UUUUUAACCUUUUUGUUUACCCGAAUAUCUUUUCAACUUCUUUUUUUUUAUUUUUCUCUCAAAAUAGAAAACAGAAGGAAAUAUUAUCGAGCCCGAAUUCAAUCUUAUUAAAUUACAAUUUCAGAGUUAUAAUAAGGUGAUAAUUUAUGAACAAAUGGAAGGGCAAAAGUAAUGUAAAUGUAACAGGUAAAUCAGAAAUUACAUUGUAUCCAACAUUGUACUUUUAUACUUUUAUAUUCGAGCAUAAGAAAUGGCAGAAAAUUUGGGUAAACGCCCCUCUAAGGGAAUCUUGAAAACAUCUAGUAGUUUCGAUAACCAAGAAAAUCCAAGGGCAACAAAAGAAACAAAGUGGGAUGAAAUGAAUAUUAUAGCAACAUUACAUCCAAUGGAUAAAGAUUAUGGUCAUAUGAAAAUUGAAGAACCUAAAACUCCAUAUAACUUUGAAGGCAUCAAAAAUCAAAAUGAUUAUCUUGAUUCUUCUGCUGUAUCAUCAAAAUUAGCUCAAAAUAUAAAACCAAAAAUAUUUGAAGAAUCAAGUGAAGAUGAUGAUGAAGAGACACCAGAAGAAAGAGAAAGGAGAAAAAUAUUUGAAGCAAAAAGAAAAGGUCAUUAUCGUGAAUGGGAGGCUGUUCAACUUGCACGUAAAAAGCUUUUAGAAGAACAAGAGGAAAAUGUGGAAGUGAAAGAUGAAGCGGAUGAAGAAGGUGAAGAGACUGAAAAAGAAGAAAACCUUGUGAGAACAAAAAAUUUUCAAAAAACUGUGAAGAUGACUGAGUGCGUGCCAUUCAGUGACAAUGAAACUAAAUUGGAAUAAGUGCCACAGUAAUAUAUUUACAUUCAUAUACUGAUCCUUCCAUUAAAUUUCAUAUAUAAAUACAAAAUAUCUAU